Molecule: messenger RNA, 2443 nt
Organism: Vicia villosa (hairy vetch)
Lineage: Eukaryota; Viridiplantae; Streptophyta; Magnoliopsida; Fabales; Fabaceae
Exons: 9
Coding region: 73-2049 (658 amino acids)
Molecular function (GO): protein binding
Source: RefSeq, a predicted model, not a curated record
GAGAGAAAGAGAAUAGGAGAGAGAGAGAGAGAGAGAGGUUUGGACUGGGUAGCGAGAAAGGAGGAGGAAACAAUGGGCGAGGUAUCUGAAACAACAACAACAACCAUGACGACGACAACCACCAAGAGGAAGAAGAAGGGUCGUCCUUCUCUUUUGGAUCUUCAAAAACGAUCUCUCAAAAAGCAACAAAAACAUCACCAAAACCCCAAUUUUCCCAAUUCCAAUUCCAACGAUGAAGAUGAACGCAUACUCAAGAAACAAAAGCUCUUACAAGCUUUCAAUUCCAAUCUCCAAAACCUUAACCCUCCCGCAUUAUUCCCUAAUUCCAAUUCCGAUCCCCUAUCUCACCCUAUCGGAUCAGAUCAUCAAUACGAUGGAAAGGUUCGGAAAGCGACUGACAGUAAACAUGGUUCGCAGGUUGUGUCCGGUCCCACUACACCUUUGCCAGACAAAAAGCUCUUGCUGUUUAUCCUUGACAGACUUCAAAAGAAGGACACACAUGGGGUCUUCUCUGACCCGGUGGAUCCAGAAGAGCUUCCUGAUUAUCAUGAUAUCGUUAAGCACCCUAUGGAUUUUGGAACUAUAAGAAAGAAAUUGGAUGAGGGAUUGUAUGUCUGCCUUGAACAGUUUGAGAAUGACGUGUUCUUGGUAUGCUCUAAUGCAAUGCAAUACAAUUCAUCAGAUACUAUUUACUAUCGGCAGGCCCGGGCCAUGCAAGAGAUAGCAAAGAAGGAUUUUGAGAAUCUAAGACAAGAUAGUGACGACGAGGGUGAAGACGAUGAUGAUAGUGAACCACCACCACCACCCAAAAUUGUGCAGAGGGGAAGGCCGCCGGGAAAGCACACGAAAAAGUCAUUGGGCAUGUCUCCAUCUGAGCUUGUUAUUCCUGAAUCUUCCUCUGAUGCAACUCUUGCUUCUGUUGGGGAUAUUGCUAGUGGUUCCAAUGGUUAUAAUCUCAGAAAAGUAGUAAGCAAAUUUCAGCCUACAGAUGCAUCAGCCAGGGCUUACCACAACAACAGUGGAGGUUACACAAAUUUGACAUCCGAAUGGGAGAAUGAAUUUCCACCUUCUGUUUUAAAAGCCGUGUUACGGUACGGAAAGAAGCAGUUCACGGUUGAUGAGACCAGGCGUGACACUUACAGAAAUCCAGUUCCCGUAGGAAAUGAACCACCAGUAUUGACCGCAUUCGAAGAUAAUUUCAAGCAGCUUCUUUCAGUUGGUUUACAUGUGAAGCACAGCUAUGCAAGAAGCCUAGCCAAUUUUGCUGCAGACCUUGGUCCAGUUGCUUGGAAAGUUGCUGCUAGGAAAAUCAGUAGUGUUUUGCCCCCAGGACAUGAAUUUGGUCCGGGAUGGGUAUCCGACGAUGAUGUGUCACAGAGGCAACACUCUGCAGUUCGUGAUGAGAGAAAUUCGGAUACUCCUGUACAAAGUAGAUUUUCUUCUCCAUCAAGAAUGUUCUCUCUUGCAAAUGCAUCACCAUUGCAAAGUGGAGAUAUGGCAAUGAACAGAGAUUUCAGUUACCAAAACGAAAUGAAUCCAAGCAGCAGUGUUAGUGGCGGGAAUGAAUCCAUGAUUCAUGGGAUGAUUCAGCAGGAGCCCAUGCCACAGUCUGAUGAUUUUGGUUCAAAUGGUCGAUUAGGUUCUAAUUUUUCACCUCAAAUGAAGAUGGUAAGACUUGCUGACAUAACUGGCUCUUCAAAUGCCGGUAAUGCUCCUCAAAUGUUAGACAUGGAUGCCAUACACCACCUGUCCGGUCAAACUGCACCUACAAAUGUUAAUCCGACAGCUCUCAAGGCCCAAUUCUUCAACAAGUCAAGUCAAUCGGAUUCCAGCAAUUUAUCAGGUCUGGAAUCUGGCUUCGAGUCACAAAGAUCAUCUCAGGGGCUUGCUGGAAAUUCGUCUUGGCAAGGAUCAGAAGCUCCUACUAAGCAACAGAGUUCUUUUUCACAUGCUAGUGACUUGAACAGGAUGAUUGAGGCAACAAAUUCACUGAGCUCCAAUGUCGAAACUGGUUCUCAGCUGCAACCAAAUCUUGCAUUGCAGCUCUGAUGAUAUAUUAUUUUUGACAUUGGAAAAUUUCUCAUUCAAUUUCUAACUUGAUAAUGUCAUGUCAUGAGGGAGAAAGUUAAAAAGUUUAAUGGAUACUGUCAUAUAAUAGUAAUAGGUUUUUAUUUUAGAUACUUUUGUGUUUUGUUUUCUCUCAUGACAUGGCAUUGCCAUCUUGAUAAAUAAGAUGGGAAGCUCCAAAUUCUGUCAAUUGAUUUCAGAAGCUCUCAGAAGCUGGGCUUUACAGUUUUAGUUGUAGAGCUUUUGUACUUUUUUUUACUUUAAAAUGGAUUUUGGCUGUACCAUGUUUACAGUUCGAUUGGUAUCAGCUCAGGACUAUACCUUAAUUGGGACAACAAAUGUUCAAUACUUUCAUUACAUUAGUUUGGAUACUUAA